Molecule: messenger RNA, 654 nt
Organism: Diabrotica balteata
Lineage: Eukaryota; Metazoa; Arthropoda; Insecta; Coleoptera; Chrysomelidae
Source: the annotation of a GenBank genome assembly
AUGAGUAGCAACAUUACUCUUCAGCUUCAAGCGUUACCAUUGGGACAACUUAAUUUCACUCUUUUGCUUAUGGAAAGAAGUAGAAAAGGGGAGAAGCUAAGAAAAAAAAGACAGACAAGGCAAAAAAAGGAAAGGAAAGGAAAGGAAAGGAAAGGAAAGGAAAGGAAAGAAAAGAAAAGGAAAGGAAAGGAAAAAAAAAAGGAAAGGAAAGGAAAGGAAAGGAACGGAAAGGAAAGGAAAGGAAAGGAAAGGAAAGGAAAGGAAAGGAAAGGAAAGGAAAGGAAAGGAAAGGAAAGGAAAGGAAAGGAAAGGAAAGGAAAGGAAAGGAAAGGAAAGGAAAGGAAAGGAAAGGAAAGGAAAGGAAAGGAAAGGAAAGGAAAGGAAAGGAAAGGAAAGGAAAGGAAAGGAAAGGAAAGGAAAGGAAAGGAAAGGAAAGGAAAGGAAGGAAAGGAAAGGAAAGGAAAGGAAAGGAAAGGAAAGGAAAGGAAAGGAAAGGAAAGGAAAGGAAAGGAAAGGAAAGGAAAGGAAAGGAAAGGAAAGGAAAGGAAAGGAAAGGAAAGGAAAGGAAAGGAAAGGAAAGGAAAGGAAAGGAAAGGAAAAGAAAGUAAAGGAAAUGAAAUGAAAGGAAAGGAAAGGAAAGAAAAAGAAAGGUGA